AAAUAUUUGUAAGCUGACAGCUAUUCUGUUGACAAUUGAGAAAAAUGUAAACUGUAAACUGGUGUAUCUUAAAUACAUAAAUUAUUAUCUUGUUUGUUAAUAAAUAAGACAGUGGGCUAAUAAACUGAUCAUGGAUUUUGACAGUCCGGAUGUGGAGAAAGAUUUCCCAGGGUUAUAUGCUUCUGAAGGUGGAGACGGAAAAUCGAAAAAAAGCAAAGAGGAUAGUGAUUAUAGCGAAGGUGACCAUGAUAAAUUAAGUAAAAAGGAUUUGCUUAUCGGCAGACGGAAGGAUAAGAAGGAUAAGGGCAAAGAUCGAGGUUAUGCCGCGUUAGAGGGAGAGAGUUCUCCAGAAGAGGAUUUGGAUGCAAAAAGUCCAUCGAAGUCCAAAAAGUCGAAAACAUUCAAAUUUAGCUCUUCUAAAAGUAAGGAGAAGCGUGAAAAGUCGCGUGAUAAGGAAAAGUCGGAAAAGGAGUCGCGGGAGGAAGAAAAGCCAAAAGAAAAGGAAAAGACUGACAAGGAAAAGGAGUAUAAGAAGAAGGAUAAGGAUCGUAAGGAAAAGAAAGAAAAAUCGAAAGAUAAGGAUAAGGAUAAAGAUAAAAAGGAUAAAAAGGCUAAACAAAUAAGCAAUGCAUCUGAAGAAGUACUUGAAUUGGGAGAUGUGCAACCUGUUUUCGGGGUUUCAAUCAGCCUCGCUACAGAACGAAGCCGUUGUCAUGAUGGCGUUGAUUUGCCACUUGUGGUGCGUGAUUGCGUUGAUUACCUUCAGGAGCAUGCACUCAAAAGUGACCAAUUAUAUAAAGUGGAGCCGUUGAAGACACGCAUCCAACACUAUAAACGAUUAUAUAACAAUAGAGAACGACAACCAGAAACAGAUGAAUUGGAUAUACCAACAGCCUGCGCGUUGCUGAAAUUGUUCUUACGUGAAUUACCUGAACCAAUUUUGACUACAGAUCUGAUAUCCCGUUUUGAGGAGGCAGCAUCGAUUAACCCGCCCAGCAAACAACAGGAGGAGCUAAAACAAUUGCUUGAACUACUGCCCAGUUGCAACAGAACUCUGCUCACUUGGAUACUACUCCACUUUGAUGCCGUCAUUCAACAUAGCAAAAAUAAUAAACUAACACCUGAGUCGUUGGCAAUGCUGUUAAGUCCACCUAUGCAGAUGUCACACCGGCUGCUGGUAGCGUUGUUAUCUCAGAGUGGAGUUUUGUUUGCAAAUGUAUCUCUUAUCAAAUAUGUGCCCCCGAUAACAUCAAGUCCAAAACUCCCAGAAACUCCGGAAGAUAUUCAAGUAGAGCUACGCAAGCAGGAAAGCUUACUAGCACAAAUCCAUGCAGAAAUGAAUGCUGGUUUUGUUUCGAAGAAACGCGAAGAACAGCUAUGGGAAGUGCAACGCAUUAUUACACAACUUAAACGCAAAUUACGCAGCUUUGAGAAACGUCAGGAGAAGUCAAUUGAAGAUUCACAAAGCAGCAGUACAAGUGUCAUACCAAAUAUCAGUGGCACAACUGACUCAAAGACCCAGCAACAACUACCGUCGAGCACAGUUACAGUUACGCAACUGGAUAAUAGUUCGGUUAAACCUCUCACGAAACUCGGCUUAACAGAAGAAGAUACUCAGCAUGCCAAUAACGUUAUGCUUACUGAAUCGCCUGAACCAACAGCGGUAAAGGAUUCAUUACACCAAGAUAUUGCACAUAAUGAGAUUACACCCGCUAUACAAGAAGAACAACGCAAAAUCGCCCAAAAGGAGCAAUCGCCACUCGCCGUUGAUGGUUCACAUCCUGACGGAUUUUACAUUGAUGAAGAUUCUUCAUUUCUAAUGGUGCCUAAGUCACAUCCCGACUACUCUCAACUAAUUCGGUUACAAUUAGAAAAUCAGGAAUUGCUCGCGUGGAAGGUACAAUUACAGGCACGUAUUACUGCCGAACGAGCGGAAGUACUGCGGCUUAAACAACAACAUCAACAACAACUCGCUACAUCAGUGGCAAAGAAGAGUAAUAAUGCCAAUAAAGCCGCUGUGACUUCAGACGAUGUUCCCGGUGGCGACGUUGAAUACGAAAAAAUAAUAGAGCAUUAUAUACGCGAGAACACUUUAUUGGAACACAAAAAGCAAAUGCUCGCCAAAGAGAUAUUUGAUGAGCGGCGCGAAUGUAUUGCUAUGCAAGUAGAGUUGGAGCUACAAAAAUUUUAAGUUUAGCCAACAAUGAUCAAAUUUAGUUGAUAUGUAUGUAUAUGCUUAUAUUUGUAAGAGAAUAUGCAUUUACGCAUCUGUAUUAUGUGAAUUGCUAGGUACAUUUAUUAGUACCUAUAAAAUCUAAAUUCAAAAGUAUUUAUAUUUCCUGCUACAAGUUAAAGGUAUUCAUGCUUUUUGCUUUAAAUUUUUUUUUUCAUUUAAAGCCUUAUUAAUAAGCACGGUGAUUUUGGAGAUUUUGAAUAAAAGGUUAUCACAGCCGAUCGAAUUCUAUUCAAUAAAAUAAUAUAGUUCUAUAAAAAAAUGGAGAACAUUGCUAUUACUCAAUAAUCAACUAAAUGUAUUAUCUACAAAAAUAAAAA
Anastrepha obliqua is the source of this 2553-nucleotide messenger RNA. RefSeq names its product ralA-binding protein 1 (gene Rlip). The record is from RefSeq and is a predicted model, not a curated record. Bases 131 to 2191 code for a protein of 686 amino acids. Lineage: Eukaryota; Metazoa; Arthropoda; Insecta; Diptera; Tephritidae. Gene Ontology annotation, molecular function: small GTPase binding; GTPase activator activity. The transcript has 5 exons. Gene Ontology annotation, biological process: small GTPase-mediated signal transduction.